Messenger RNA from Struthio camelus australis, 4207 nucleotides. NCBI's taxonomy places the organism in Eukaryota, Metazoa, Chordata, Aves, Struthioniformes, Struthionidae. The record is from RefSeq and is a predicted model, not a curated record.
CUGAAAAAAUACUUGAAAGAAAUAGAUGAACGGCAAAAAAAGGCUCUUCUGCGAAACCAGACAUUUUUAAGGGAAUUCAACCAAUUUGAAGCUCAUAUGAAAACUUCAAGUUCAGAGAUAAUUCAGAAGAUGGAAGUACAGUAUGGAAGAGAAAUUAAAAGUGUAUUAUCACUUCAAGGGAGUAGCUUGCCAGCACGAGGUGACGAAGACGACUGCAGUAAGCAGGUGCCGCUGGUUGCAAGACAGGCAGGAAUUAACACUGGGACAGCCAUGUCAAGAGGAUUGUAUCAUCCAGCAACAAUCUUCAUGGGCCGCCAAAUGUCAGCCAUCUCAAGCACUGAAGAUUUCAGUACACAGCAGAAAUCUUUCCAGCCCAUAAAGAGCUUUUCAAUUUCUGACCCACAUUCAUGCAGACAGGCAGCACAGAGCAGUAAUAUGACAGACAGCUAUGUAGUACAAACUAAUAGUGAUAUGCAGUGCUUAAAUAAGCCUGACAAAAUAGAUGUGGAGACAGAUCUCCAGAUGGGUGAGAAAAUGCCACUCACAUCCAGCAUGUCAUCUGAGAAUGGAAGAACUCACUGCUUAGCAAUAGAAAGCAAUGCAAAUAAUGGCCGGAUUAAUUUAGCAGAGAGCAAAAAAUCUGCUAAACUCAACUCUCCGUUGCAUCAAAGAUUAAAUCCAGAGAACAGAACCACUGAUUUCAAAAGUACCAGUUCUAGCAGACCAGUAAAGGAAGUAGUGACAUCUGAGCACUUUGUAGCAAAUGAAGAAAGAUCUGAACAGCCAGUCUCCUUGGUAUCUACUUCUGAACUAAUUAUUUCUGAGAAAGAACAUCUACAAGAAAGUUUACCAGAACCAGAACAUCACGUGAAUAACUGUACUUCUAAACAAACGAGUUCAGAUAGCAGCAGUGACCUCACAGUUUCUGUGACCGAAGAGGAUGACGUGAUAAAUGCCACUGAACCACAGCAGAGUCUAGAAGACAUAUAUAGCAAGAUGGCAUUAAAAGCAGUAAGCUCAGAACAAGAAAGAGACACCCGUUCUGUAGAACGUUUUUCUUUGCAAUCAUCAAAUCUUUGUACGGCAGAGGAAGAGCCCUCAGUUAGCUCUGCACCAGAAGGGGAUUGUUUGACGUUUGAAGGAUUCUCUCAUUUACUGCAGUUUGUGGAAGACUUGAUUGAGAUAGCAAGCCCCAAAGGCAUGGCGUUAUACCAGAGCGGAAGCACAAGUGCCGCAAAGAUGAAACAGCUGAUAAGCUUUUGUAAUCGUGCUGGCAAUUUGAAAGAAGACGACCUUGAAACAUGUGAAGCAGUUGUCCUUCAUCAGCUUCAGAGUUUAUUACAGAGCAUACUGAAUGGAUGCCUCUUACCUGAGAAAACACUCAAUGUUGAAGGUAGAGCUAUGGGAGAAAAGCAAAUCAGGUCAGACCAGCAAUUGGAUCUUGCCAAGUUAUGGGCUUGUUUGAGCAAGCAUGCCUUGUUCUUGAAAAAGCACCAUGUUUUGCUCACAGAAGAAGUGGCAAAGAUGUUCGACACCUUGCUGAUUUCAGAAAAAAAUGUGCAAGAUGCUCAGGCUCUACCGUUGUUGAGAGAGGUCCUUCCAGAAGAGUGUGAAGAUAGGUCAUCUAUUCAAAGUAAUGAAUCAUCUUACAGCUUGCCAUCAAUUCUAAACGACAGAGGUGAAAUAAAGCAGUCAAAACACGCUCACUGGCUUGACAGCGUUGGUACAAGGGAACAAGAAGUCACAAGCUGGUGUGAAGAUGAGAGCAAGGAAGAAAGCGUGGUAGAAAAGAUUCCUAUUGCAGAUGCUGUAAUAUCCUGCAGCAGAAGCUUGAACUUUAGAGAAUGUCCCUUGUGCAAGGCAUGAGAUUUUUGGAAAGAAGAGUGUUAUAGACUGAUGAUGACAGAGCAACAAAGGUCAAAUUUGAGGAGGCAGACUGAAAGGAAAAAGAAGAGACUGUAGCUGCUGGAGCACAAACUGCUCUGCUCUCUGGAGCAGAACCCUGCGUUCUCCUGUUUCACCGCUUCUCUGCCUUAUGCUACAAAAUACUCUCGUUUCUCUCUCGGUAGAGCAGGACCUACUACUUCUAUUUCUUAAGAGAUCUUUGACCUAUGAAAUGUUUGGGCUGUACGUGAGCUCUGUGAUUAAUGCAGAGCUAUUUCUGUUUACCCAGUCUGUAUUUUAAAAAAGAGCAGCCUUCUAAAAUAUUCACACCUUUUCCAUUUACAGACAUGCUGAGUCAAACACUUAGAGAAUGUUUGUAGAAACACAAUUUGGUGUCUGGCUAUUUAUUCCCUGGGACUCUAAUUGCAGUCAAGGUUUUUAUGUGCAAUAGAUAUAUAAAUGUUUUUGAUGUUUAGAAAGUGUGGAAUUUUUCUAUCUCUGAGAAAGAUAAUUAAUGAUUUAAAUGUUGCAAGUAUGAGGCCAAGAGCUUUCUUAUAAUUUUCUGCAAAUGAAGAGAUAUCACAUCACUUUUAUAGUCAAACAACUCAGUGAUAAAAUUAAUAGACAAUGGAACCUAAGCCAUAGAGAACACAUGGAGAAUAAAUCUUUCCAGUUUGUUACUGGUACAGUAUGUUCUGGGGCAAAGAUCAUUUUAACUGCUCAACAGAACAAAAUAAUUAUGAUUCAUUUUGUCAGUGGGAUUUUUCUUUUUUUCCUGGAAUUGGUGGUUAAUGAAGAAAACUAAACCUAUUUUGUUCAGAACAUUGUUAAAGCUGAUGUUAAGUCUGCAUGGGUCAAAGCAGCUUUCACAAUUAUUUCAAAGUUGAAAAUGUGGAGGGUUUUUAAUUAAUUUUUGGUAUCUCAGAUCCUUUGCUAAUUCUAAAUGGAGGGAACAAUACAUAGGAAGAAAGAUGAGAGGAGGGCUAUGUCAUCUGUGACAGAAGUUUCCAUCCUGCUGUAAUAUUGUUUGAACAACCAGAUUAAGAACUUUACUUUUCAUUAUUAGCAACCUAAUUUGAAUUUAAAGAUCGAGUUUUAUCAAGCUUUUUUAGCUGUGUCUCAGCAGUGUGUGUAGGCCAUUCAGACUAAGUUAGUACUCUUGUAAAAUACCAUAUUUUUAAGUGUGGAGCUGUGAAGUUCCAAAAUAUGUCUUUGAAACUAACUGAAAGAAAUCUUUUAAGCUAUGCUUUUUCCGAAGAACUUGAGCCUCUCUGUUUUUGGGCAUGCUACGAACUAAAUAUUUGAGAUACCAUGUUAACAGACAUCCAGGUUUACAUGAAAAUGUAUUAGAAUUUGUGGGCAAAUGCCACCUAGUAGUAUGAAAUACGUUUUUGAACGUUCAGAUGAAGGCUGGGUAAUUGACUUAGGCUAAAAUGUGGUCACCUAGGCCUUCCAGUAUAGAGCAGAGCAGCAUCAGAACAGCAAGUUAUGAACCUAAAUAGCUUCUAAGGUGGCUAACGAAAACAAGGCGUGAGGUUGUCAAGAGGACAAGGGAUGGCUGGUUUCAGGUUGCUGGAAUGUGAGAUCAGGGUUUUCAGAAGACACUUUUGCAUUUUGCUCACCUUUCUCUCUUCCCAGAAUUAAUGAUCGAUAUAUCACUAGGGUACUGCCUUUUAAAAAAAAAAAAAAAAAAAAAACAGCUUAGAAAAGAGAAUAUCAAAAUAAACUUCAUUUCUCAUUGCUAGUUUGUUACAGCUGCUAAGUAGUGCCAAAAAGCAAACCUCUCAUCACUGAGCUUAGCUAAAUCCAGGGGAUUUAGCUGAUAUUCCUGACUUUGGUGUUAGGCUGUAUAUAGAGGCAACUGUUGCAAUGCCUUAGAAGAUAAAUUGUACUAUCAACACAAACUCACAGCAGCAGCUUUCUGAGCUCAAACUGGAAGAGAGAGGUGUUUAUAGCGAGCUUAUGCAUGGCUAAGGAGGUACAAGACAGCAGUCAAACUACUGCUUUCAAGCAGAGCUGUCACAGACAGAAUUCUGUGUCCCUUAGCUUCUGCUUUUGCAUGUGAUUGUUUUAUGCUGGAGUUAUAUCUGUGGGGUGGACAAUAGUUUUAACCUAGUGUUUCAGCUGGCAUGUUGUUGUGCUCUAAACCAAUCUUCUUUUCACCUUUUCUCCACUUGCUAUCUCUUUUGCUAAGCUAUCAUUUUCUGUUCUGUACUCGGGAGAAAACGUUUGUUUCAACACAGUAUGUAUCUUACCUUCCCAAGCUUAGGGGAGUAAAUAUGCACUUGGUCUUUAUACUAUAGUGAGCUAGAUGUUUCUAGCA